CAAUUACAAAUAUUAAUAUUAGUUGUAUAUUAUCUUAAUAUUUCUAUACAGGUCUUAAAAGUCUAUAUAAAAACUUUAAUUUAAAAAUGUUGAUAUUCAUUUUUUUGUAAAUUUUGUAAUAGUCUUCCUGUAGUGCAUUAAUGAGAACUAAAUCAAUUUUGUUAAUAUAUUUUGUAUACAUAUAGCGCUAUGGAGUCAUCAGAUAUUAAUACUGAAAAAGUGUUAAUCAGUCCUCCAGGAAAUUUAAAAAAUACAACAAAGUCUAGUGUUCUAAAUUACACAAAAAAAGUAGAACCAAAAAAAAAAGAUACUGUUUUGCUUGUCACAAAUAAAAAUAUUGCGAAUAGAUGUUGUAUACCUGGUUGUAUAAGUGGUACUAUACGUGAAAAACAAAACAUGAUUGAUUUUAAAGUUCCUAAAGCAUCUAUGUUCUGCCCAUCAAAGAAAGUAUUAGGUGUGUGGAACUCUGCAUUUGGUUUACGAUUGACUGAGAAUAGCGUUGUAUGUGAGAGGCAUUUUAAAAAAGAAGAUGUUAUUUAUCGAAAAGUAUUUGUUCCUAAUAGUGGUAUUACUGAAGUAGCAACAUUAGUCAGUGGUGCGAUACCACAUGUUGUGGGAAAAUCUACUAGUGUUAAAAGAUCUAAUAGAAAUUCUGUAAAUGAUCCAUUUACUAAGAAAACUAAAAUUCAAUUAAUAGAUCAGCUUAAAGAAAUUAAAUGUAUUGAUUUAACCGAAGAUGUUGACAAAGAAACUACUGAAAUUGUGAACUCUUCUGUGAUUAUCAAUCCAUUAUCAAAAUCAAGUAUUACUUGUCAACAUACACAAAUGCCAACUGAAAAAAAAUCAUUAGAACAGCUUAACAUAGAUAUUUCUUCAUUGGAUAAUAAUGUUUCAAGUCAUAAUUUAAUUGAUGCUGAAAUUUAUAGUAGUAAUAUGUCCACUUCAAUUGGUUUAUGUUGUGAUAAUUUACUUCAACAAUCAAAAUCACCACAAAAAAAUUUAAUCCAAUCCAUGUAUCAACCUUUAGAACAGCCAAAAUCAUUAAUAAAAAGUUCAACAAGAAUUGGUAUAAAUGAAACAUUACAUGCUGUAGACGAUUGCAAUAUAAAUUCAGAAUUUAGAGAUGUAAGUUAUUUACAUGGAAUUUGCAAACAAAUUGCACUACCUAAUGAUUUAUGGACAGGGCAGUAUAUUUUACCACAAAAUACAACUAUGUUCAUACAGUAUGACGAAAACAAUAAAACAAUUAAAUCUAUUCAAUUUAAAGAUAGUCUUGUUCCAUCAAUUAUUAUAAAUAAAAAAGAAUAUGAGUAUAAAAAUCCAAUAAAAAAUAAAAUUGAAUUAGAAAAUCUCUUGGAACAAGUGGAUAGUAUUGAAGUUUGUUUAGGUAACUAUGGUGUAUUCAGUAAAAGUUGCAAAGGUUAUUUUAAAGAUGAUCCUAAACAUGCAACUACAAAGUGUGACAAGUGCCAUAAGUCUAAAGAUACAUCAUAUUUUAAAAUCAAAGCUAGAAUAAAUGAAAAUGCGAGAGAAAUAAGGCAACUUGAAGAAAGAGUUUCUAUUUUGGAAGAAAGAGUUUUAAGAGCCAAACAAAAUUUAUUACAAAAAAAAUCUAAAAACAAUCUUAAAAAUCUAUUAAUAGCUCUCAGUCCUUUUGGAUUUUUAAAUGCUUUUGGUCCUAUUGAGUUGUAAUUUUAAGAUAACAAGAAAAAAUAAAACAAAUAAUAUUUCA
Molecule: messenger RNA, 1732 nt
Organism: Daktulosphaira vitifoliae (grape phylloxera)
Lineage: Eukaryota; Metazoa; Arthropoda; Insecta; Hemiptera; Phylloxeridae
Exons: 6
Coding region: 190-1692 (500 amino acids)
Source: RefSeq, a predicted model, not a curated record